AAAAGCCUGAGGCACCACGCACGUGUUAAUGCCGAAGUAUUUUAAAUAAGAGUUACUUUUAAAAUUUUAAACCACGGAAUGACAUUUUGGAUAAAGCAUCUUCCUUUAACUUAGGUUUCCUACAAGAACCAAGUUUUCUUUAAUAAAUGUGACAGAUGGCUUUUAUACUGCACACUUGGAGGUCAUUGUUGAUAAAGCUUUACAUAAUGAUUGACCUAAUGUUUUCCUUUUGUUUUGGGGUCAGAGGGCAGAGCAAAGAAAAAGUCGAAGUCACAAUAACAACAAAUUUGGAAGGGCGAGUCGUUUCGUUGUGAUAUUUGGACAAAAUGUCACUCAAGUUUUGCUUAUAUUCGUUUUCGUUGGCCUUCUUAAUCACUGCAGUGCAGCAGCAAUUUUUAGAUUAUAAUAUGCGUGCUUGGGCAGACAACCUAUAUCCGUUGGUUGGAUCCGAUUUACGCUUAUACUGUUAUGCUCAUGACAAGACAAAUAAAGGACCACUUAAUCUAACUUUCCAUACUUCGGACGAACUUGAAGUUCCAUCUUCAGACCAUAUUAUUUAUAUGAAAGAAUAUUUUGAAAAAAAUGAUACCACAUUAGUCACAGCUUUGAUAAAAAAUUUAACACUUAAUGAUGAAAAAAAAGAUGGUAUUAAAAUGUGUCGCUACGAUAGAAGAUCUAGUUCUUAUCUGAUAAAUUUCUUCAUCAUACCUAAAACUAGUGUCCCAAAUAUCACUGUCAAUAAAGAUAAAUUUACAGCAGAGCUAGGCACCUCUUUGACAAUGUCUUGUAAGAUUUCCGUUGUCUUGGGAGAGCCUGUGAUAGGGAUGAAUUUGGUUUGGAAAUACGGUACGAACACAGGAAAACUUCCAAAUGACACUGAUGUUAGCCUUGACACAAACAUUGUUGAAUACCCUGACAAAAAAAAUUCAUAUGCAUAUUCGUCUCUUAAUAUAUCCAAUGUACGCGGCUACCAUAGUGGAAAGUACUUUUGUGUGGCAGAGUUAUCUUUAACAAAACGUAUUGGUCGUAUUGCUCGUUUUAAUAAAAUUGUUACUUUAAUGGCAGUUAAAAAGUCUGUUGCAACAAACGUGGGAACAAGUCUCCACAUACCAAUGUUGAACUUUGGUGAGCUUCCUACUUGUAUUCAAGCGGCCCAACUUCCCCUCCUGUUGUGUCUCAUUCAACUGGUGAAGGUGUUCGUGCAAGAGUGACAAGUGAAGAUGAAGAGAAUACAGCGUGAAAAAAGUGGAUCUUUACGAAGAAGUUAAUGAAGAUAUUACGAAGUUAAUGAAGAUAUUACGAAGAAAAAUGUUGAAGAUGGACGUUGUUGCCCGGAAAAAUAUUCUCAAUGAACAUUGUAGUGUGAUUUUGUUUUUAGUGUUGAUUUUUUUGAGAUAAGAUGAGCCCCAAGUUCCAUUUUUACUGAACAGCGAUCAGCUUAUAGGUAAACUAUUCCUGAAUAUUUUAAUGCUUCCAAUAAGCGUCUCCCUUCAAUUAGACGCCUCCUUUCAAUUGAGAGUUAUUACCAGCAAAAGUAGUGCUCAGUGCUCGUUUUAUUUGUUUUUCUUUACUUCAUUAUCGUAUUGUUUCAUGUCGUGAUAAAAAUUGUAUUGGUUUCUUUUAAAAAGUGUGUUGUGAAUUCUAAAAACCCGCACACUCAA
Messenger RNA from Hydractinia symbiolongicarpus, 1661 nucleotides. RefSeq lists its product as uncharacterized. Lineage: Eukaryota; Metazoa; Cnidaria; Hydrozoa; Anthoathecata; Hydractiniidae. The coding region runs from base 327 to 1211 and encodes 294 amino acids. The transcript has 7 exons. The record is from RefSeq and is a predicted model, not a curated record.